This is a messenger RNA of Microthlaspi erraticum, 1743 nucleotides long. NCBI's taxonomy places the organism in Eukaryota, Viridiplantae, Streptophyta, Magnoliopsida, Brassicales, Brassicaceae. The record is from the annotation of a GenBank genome assembly.
AUGGUCCCAUCACAAGAACAACGUCUUUACAUAUGCUUAAUGGACCUCAGAGACAACCGUAACUCUGUAAUCCUCUCAUCAUCAGCUCCCAACGGUACUCCUUCUACCUUUGUAGUUAACAACGAUCUGACCAUCCCAUGGGUAGGAUUAAACACCCUUCAUAAUCUUCACGGCUUCGUGGGCAAUUCUACUACAACGCCCCAAAUCUACAACCCAUCUGUAGGACGACGCCACACCCUUCAUAAUCGUUGUCGUCAUGGCUUCGUGCGCAGCUCAUAUUCUACUACAAAGCCCCAAAUCUACAACCCAUGGGUAGGACUCUACACCCUUCAGAAUCUUCAUGGCUUCAUGUGCAACGCAUAUUCUACUACAAUGCCCCAAAUACACAACCCUACCACCAGACAACUUGUGACCUUACCGGCCAUAUAUUCAGAUCCUCCAAAAGAUUCCAUGUUCUUCUACUAUUUCGGACACGACCCUGUUAACGACCAGUACAAAGUAAUAUGCUCAAUGGUGAUAUGCGUGGGCACUCUAGCGUACAGAAGAACACCAGAGUAUUGGGUCUUAGUCCUAAAACCUGGAGCCUCUUGGAAAAAGGCGGCUCCGGCUUCAGUUGACUUUUGUCUUAAUCUCAGAAAAAGACGAAGCGAAGCACGACAAGAGAUUCAGAUUCCAAUGGAUUUGGUGACAGAGAUCCUUACGAGACUGCCUGCAAAAUCCGUGAUGAAAUUCAAGUGGGUCUCAAAGCUCUGGUCAUCUCUCAUCCGCUCCCAAUACUUCAGCAGUCGUUUCCUUAUGGUUCCAUCACAAGAACAACAUCUUUACAUAUGUUUAUCAGACCGCAUAGACAACCGUAACUCUGUAAUCCUCUCAUCAUCAGCUCCUCACUCUACUCCUACUGCGUCUACCUUCGUAGUUAACAACGACGUGACCAUCCAGUGGAGAGGAUCCUACAACCUGCAGAAUCUUCAUGGCUUCAUAUUCUUCUACUAUUUCGGACACGACCCUGUUAACGACCAGUACAAAGUAAUAUGCUCAAUGGUGGUAAUUUCUGGCACUACAGCGUUUAAAAGAAAAUCAGAGUAUUUGCCAUGGGUCUUAGUCCUGAAACCUGGAGGCUCUUGGAAAAAGGCGGCUCCGGCUUCAGUUGAGUUUUGUCUUGAUCACGUUCCUCUUCUCAAACCAGGACUGUCUUUCAACGGGGUUAUAUAUUUCCUGGCUUCGGCUUGUGCUACGUAUAACUAUUUGGCUGAUCAAUUAGAGCAAAUUAAAUACGUUAUGGUGAGCUUCGACAUUGCAUAUGAAGAGUUCAGAACGAUACAAAUGCCUCGUAUAGAAGGAAGGAUACACAAUGCGAUUCUUAUAGAGUAUGGCGGAAAUUUAACUGUUUUUGACACUAACAGUCUUAUAGACGAGGGUAAGGUGAAUUUAUGGGUCCUGAAAGAUGUGCUCGGGAACAAGGAAUGGUCGAGGAAGACUCUGGUUUUGAAGCCUUCUCAGCUCCAUUUGGUCCAUAACAUUUGUUUGAAGGUAAAAGGUACAACUCAAAGUGGCAAGGUUUUAUUGGUACCAUAUAAUUUUCUUUCUCCCUUUCACAUUCUCUGCUAUGAUCUGCAAAGCAAUGAUAUGAGAAAGAUUGACAUCAAAGGUAUACGAGAACAGUGGUUUAGUACGAGAAGAGACAUAAUGGUUAACCUGAUGUUUAUGGAUCAGAGUGAGAGCAUCUUGUACUUGGACACUUGA